AUACAUAUUUCUGUUACAUUCCGUAAGUUGUCGAGCUACGCGCAUUAUUUUGAAAUAAAUAUUACAACAAACUACUCAUAAGCGAUAAUUACUAAAACGUAUUGCGAUGAGUGGCCGGCGAGUACUAACUUUUUAUGGACCAUAUACAGAAGACAAAUAUAAUCAGUUUUUCAAUCCAAACGUUUGUCAUGUUUGCAAACAGCGCAAGAAAGACUUGAUAACGUGUAAUCGGUGCUACAUGAUUUCUUACUGUUCCGAGGAGCAUAAGGCGAUACACAGAAACUCACAUUCAAAGAUCUGCACAAUUAUAGCAAGGGUAAUAACAGAAACGUCGUUCUGGAAUAUGUAUGCUAGCUUGGAAGAGUGGAUAGAAUCACGGAAAAGAAUUUUACAUCAAGUAAUAUCUAAUCUGUAUCCACGUUACAUACAACAAUACGAAAUUGAGAUGAUAAUGUGCGCAAAAUCGUGUUGUGUGUGUUUCCGACAGGCAAGCGUAAAGCUCUGCAACACUUGUUAUUCAGCGAAUUUUUGUGAUGAUCACCAACUAUUAGUUAAUAUUCUAAUUCAUAAGAAGUGCUGCGAUGAUUUGUUGCUAUUAUUGGAAAUGAAUAUCAACCAUAUAAACGGCUAUAUGGAACAUAUUUUACAUAAAGACAGAUAUAAGUUCUCCGAAUUUCCUGAAGCAAGAUCAUAUGAUGACACUGUUACAUUUAUUAGCAACUAUGUACGCAUAAAUUAUCAUUUAUCUGUUGAUACGAUAAAAUUAAAAACUUCUGUUCCAAAUAUCUACUGGUCAAUAGAUCAAUAUAUAUAUUCUGAUUAUACAUCCGGCCCGCUGACGUUAUAUUAUGCGUUGCAGGAAUCAAAUUUAAUAUCUCUUUCAACGAAUAGACUUAAAUAUAUCAUUCAUGUUAUAGAUGUAAACAAAACAGUAAAUAUAUUAUGUUUAAAAAUGUGGCAUAUUUUCUUACAUUUAUUUAGCAGAACAAAGGAACUGUAUAUUGUAUUUAUAAACUCGUUAAAAUUUGAAUCGAGCGACCUAGGCUCUGUGUGUUCUAUGUGCGCACGUUAUAAACAGCAAAUUUUUGUUAGAAGCGUAUCAGGACCGUAUCAUGACUUUGUACACUUAGAUUCAUUUGAGAAACCGAACGUGAUCAUACUGUUUGAAAUAGAAUGUCUUUUCAUAGGAACAUGGUUUGAUUCUAUAGAAGCUAUAGUAGCGCAAGAGUGUCCUUUACUUUUAACCGCUGAUUCGGAAAAUACAGUGCAAGAGAAUGUAAACAAGAUAGAAAUAAAAACAGGUAUAAAUAGAAAUCGAUUAUACAGAGAAAAUAAAUUCCGCGGUUAUAUGCCACAUAGAAAUUAUACGACUGGUGGACUUUAUUACCGAAAUGCGCAUUUUAUUAUGUAUUCAUAAAUUUAAAUCACAUAACCGAACCAGUCGACGGCUGAAUGUUAUAUAUUGUUAUAUGUUAUAUAUUGUUAUAUGGCUUGUUAUAUGUUAUAUAUUGUUUAAUCCUAUUUUUAUUUUGGUAUAGCUGAUGAUACUCAAUUUUUAAUAAUAUUCGAGAAUAAAUUAUAAAUUUUUUACUGAGGUAUAUAUUCAGUCAUAAAUUAAUAGUAUUUUUGUUAAAACAUAGUUUGCUCAUUUGUCAGUAUAUAAUUUCUUAGUAUAAAGUGUGUUAGUAUAUAGUUUCUCAUUUUUUCAAAAUAUGUAAAAUAUGUUGAAUAUGAGGUAACAGAAUGCUGGCCAUAUAUAUAUAUAUAUAUAUAUAUAUAUAUAUAUAUAUAUAUAGUUUCUUUAAAUUUUACAAUUUGCCACAUUCUAUACCAUCAUUAUAGGCAAUAUUAUAUGCAGCUACGAUCAUUCUAUGCUUAUAACUAAGUAGUAUGUAUUUGUCUUAUAAAUGUAUACUUCAUUGUUCGUGUUCUGCAAGUGAUAGGUGAUGAUAGUAAUCUCAAUAUUAUAUGUAGAUUAGUUUCUUCAAACUGUGCUUUGUACUCAAUAAUUAUAACUCGCUAAUAUCAAUUUUUCCAAAUUAUCAAAAUUAUCAAAAUAUAUUAAAAAAUAUGAAAACAAACUUGGAACUGUUAGCGUCUCCCGAGUUAUCAUCUGCAAUUGUAAAUAAAAUAAAAGUUUAAUCAUAGUCGGCAAUAAAAUGUAGAUUUUUUAAUAGUAAACAUUCGUUAGUAAUUA
Messenger RNA from Odontomachus brunneus, 2197 nucleotides. RefSeq lists its product as uncharacterized. The transcript has a single exon. Gene Ontology annotation, cellular component: extrinsic component of mitochondrial inner membrane. Lineage: Eukaryota; Metazoa; Arthropoda; Insecta; Hymenoptera; Formicidae. The record is from RefSeq and is a predicted model, not a curated record. The coding region runs from base 107 to 1417 and encodes 436 amino acids.